Cryptococcus wingfieldii CBS 7118 is the source of this 1131-nucleotide messenger RNA. RefSeq lists its product as hypothetical. The transcript has 6 exons. The coding region runs from base 1 to 1131 and encodes 376 amino acids. The record is from RefSeq and is a predicted model, not a curated record. Lineage: Eukaryota; Fungi; Basidiomycota; Tremellomycetes; Tremellales; Cryptococcaceae.
AUGUCCCUCCUCGCCUCAGCCAGACACAUCGCCCCCGCCCACCGCCUCGCCCCACUCCUCAGCCGCGCCAACUCCACCACCGUCUCCCCCCUCUACCCCCAUGCCCCCGUCUACUCCUACGCCAUGGGCCUCUCCUACGCCGCCAAGUACUCACCCCCGUUUAUCAGCACCAAGCAGGAGAUCAAGCCGUAUGGUCUGGAUUACAAGCAGGAUGACGUGGGAGAGUGGGUGAGGGAGAUGUUGGAUUUGAAUGCUGGACGAGGGGAUAUUAGGGCGUCGUUAGAGGAGAUUAAAGAGGUUAGGAGAAAGUAUGGGGCUGGGGAGGACUUUUUUGGGCUCACUAGUGCUCGAGGCGAUCUGCAUCUGGCAGUCUCGGACGGCGUCGGCGGAUGGUCCGAAACCCUCGACGCAUCCCUCUUCCCCCAGCUCCUCUGCUACUACUACACCAAAGCCGCACGCGACUUUGCCAUGUCCAGCACGGGCUCUGUGGACCCGAGGUCGAUAUUGAAAAAGGCGUAUGAGGAUGCGUUGGCGGAUGAUAGGGCGAAUGGGGGCGGGGCGACGAUGGUUAGUGCUAGGCUGGAUGAAGAUGGCCAGGGUGUCUUUUCCAAUUUGGGUGAUUCGGGGUAUAUGAUCCUGCGAGGCGACGAGAUCUUUGAAAUCUCCAAACCUCAAACCCACUUCUUCAACUGCCCCAAACAACUAUCAAAGAUCCCGGCGGAGAUGCGCCACGAAAAGAUCAUUCACGACACCCCCGACGUAGCCGAUGUGAAAUCGUUCGAGCUCAAAGCAGGCGACACCAUCGCCCUCUUUACGGACGGUUUCUCCGACAACGUCCCCACCUCGCACAUCCCCUCCCUCUCAAAACUCCUCAACCGCAUCCUCAACGACCCCGCCAACGCCUCCCUUUCCCCCGCCGAACGCGCCUCCGAACGUGCCCGAUUAUUCGCCGACAUGCUUGUAGGCUAUGGACGGUCGGCGAUGCAGAGGACGGGGAAUGAGACGGGGGUGAAUGGAUGGAAGACGCCGUUUGAGGAGGAGGCGGGGGUGAAGGAGCCGAAGUGGAAGUGGAAGGGGGGCAAGUAUGAUGAUAUCACCGUUGUGACUGCUGUCGUUACGGAAGUCGACUAG